Entrophospora sp. SA101 is the source of this 723-nucleotide messenger RNA. The record is from the annotation of a GenBank genome assembly. Lineage: Eukaryota; Fungi; Glomeromycota; Glomeromycetes; Entrophosporales; Entrophosporaceae.
AUGUUAUUAUAUAGUAAAUCAUUCUCAAAAAUACUUCAAAAACAAGGGCUUAAAUUUAAACUAAAUACAAAAGUUAUAGAUGCAUCAAAAAAAGAUGGCAAAGUUUAUGUAAAUGUUGAAGCAUCCAACGGAGGUACACAAGAAUCAUUAGAAGCCGAUGUUGUACUAGUUUCAAUUGGAAGACGACCUUAUACAGAAAAACUUGGUUUAGAGAAUGUUGGAAUUGAUGUUGAUGAUAAAGGAAGAAUUAAGAUCGAUUCUCAUUUUAAGACUAAUCAUUCACACAUCUUAUGUAUUGGUGAUGUUACUUACGGUGCAAUGUUAGCUCAUAAAGCUGAAGAAGAAGGCAUAGCUGCUGCAGAAUUUCUUGCAGGUGGAUUUGGACAUGUCAAUUAUGAUGUGAUACCUUCAGUAAUUUAUACACAUCCAGAAGUUGCAUGGUGUGGUAAAACCGAAGAACAAGUUAAAGAAACCAAAAAACCAUAUCGUGUUGGUACCUUUCCAUUUGCUGCAAAUUCACGUGCACGAACAAAUGACGACUCUGAAGGAGUAGUUAAGAUUAUAUCUGAUGAAGAAACUGAUCUAGUGUUAGGAAUUCAUAUCAUUGGACCAAAUGCUGGUGAAAUGAUAGGUGAAGCUGUUCUAGCUAUGGAAUAUGGUGCAAGUAGCGAAGAUAUAGCUAGAACUUGCCAUGCACAUCCACGUAAGAAAGCAAACAAAUAA